Messenger RNA from Glycine soja, 1341 nucleotides. RefSeq names its product CASP-like protein 2B1. NCBI's taxonomy places the organism in Eukaryota, Viridiplantae, Streptophyta, Magnoliopsida, Fabales, Fabaceae. The transcript is spliced from 3 exons. The record is from RefSeq and is a predicted model, not a curated record. The coding region runs from base 601 to 1212 and encodes 203 amino acids.
CACCAUAUCAUCUUCUUUCACCGUGUGUUUGGUAUGGUCUUGACCAAAAAGAAAAAUGGGGCAUCAUAAACUGAACCACAACAAUGUCCUUAUAUGAUCAGAAUUAAGGCACUCCUCAAUUCGUUUUAUCAUAUCUCAGAUCCUUUCUAGGGACGGGAAACUGUUACAUUUUCCUAGACACAAUAAAGGAGCGCUCAAAACCACAUUUUUUUUCCUCUUUGCAUUUACCAAUCCUUAAAUGCUGAACCAGAGGUCAGAGCAGACCCAUUUAAUGGCCUUGUAUUCCUAGAUUGAAGUGCCUUUUUUUUGUCUACCUAUUAUACACUUUCUCUAGUCUGUCCUAGAAAGUAGAAACCUUAAGCUUUCACCACUUGGCACGCUGUGCAGCAUUGCAUUGCACCUAAGCACCACCAUCACUACUUUAUAAGGAAAAAAAAAAAAAUAACACAACAACUUGUGUUGUGUCUAUAUAAGUAGUGGGGGGUUAAGGUUAGUGUUCUCAUCCAUAGUUCUCACUGGUUUUCUCUAUAGGUGGAUUUGAGGACUUCUUCUAUAUUAAACUGUGUUUUCUUGUUUCUGAGUGCUGAUUUUGGAGGAGAAAUGAGUAGCUAUUUGGGUGUAGGUGUUAGUCCUGGGAAUGUCCCAGUUUACCACAGCACAAAUGUGAACGUGUUAGAUAGGAGGAUCAAGAUAACAGAGUUGGUGUUGAGGUGUGUGAUCCUUGGUUUAGGGGUUCUUGCAGCUGUUCUUGUGGGGACUGAUUCCCAAGUCAAGGAGUUUUUCUCAUUUCAGAAGGAAGCUAAAUUUACAGACAUGAAGUCUUUGGUGUUCCUGGUGGUUGCAAAUGGGUUAGCUUCUGGCUACUCCUUAAUCCAAGGGUUGCGCUGUAUCAUUAGUAUGAUCAGAGGAAGAGUACUCUUCAGCAAGCCCCUAGCUUGGGCCAUUUUUUCUGGUGAUCAGGUAAUGGCCUAUGUAACAGUGGCGACAGUGGUGGCGGCAGGACAAUCGGGUGUGAUUGCAAGGGUUGGUCAGCCAGAACUGCAAUGGAUGAAGAUAUGCAACAUGUAUGGGAAAUUCUGCAACCAAGUGGGAGAAGGGAUAGCUAGUGCUUUUGUGGCUAGCCUUAGCAUGGUGGUCCUGUCUUGUAUUUCUGCUUUCAGUCUCUUCCGUUUAUAUGGUGGUAACAAAACCAAAAAUGUGUUGGUAGGUUAGAAACUAGCACUGAUUCAAGGCUCUUCGUGUAUAUGUAGUAGUGAAUGAUUAUGGUAAUAUGAGAAUGGCAACUAUUGCAAUUAUCACUUAAUAAUUGAUGGCAGUAAAGUUUAGUUAGGUUCUUUGAUA